AUGUUGGUCAGCAUCGACCACAGUACGCACCCCCACAUCAUCGACCUCAUCUUCGCAUAUGCGCCGGCCUCCUCCCUCGUCGUCCUGCGACGCACCUGCCGCUCCUUUCGCGACCGAGUCGAUGCAACGCUGUUCCGGCACGUAGCGUUGCGCGCGACGGGCACCAACAAGAAGCUCGGGCUGCACUUCGUCGUGCCGCCGGGCAGGAUGGACAUGACCUCUCGCCUCCCCCGCGUGCCGUCGCGUGUGGAGAUUCUCGACUCAGUGCCAUUCGAUCUGCCCGCCAAACCGUCUGCGGCCCGCACUCACGCUGUACGCAACAUUCUACGGCAGCUCACCUCGCUGCACACUGUGCGCCGGUUCAGCCAGUUCAAUAGGGUACCAAGCUUUGGGGGGCUAGGCUACACGACCACCCACACCCUCGUCGACUUUGUCGACCAGAGCCAACAAACUGGGCGGCCGUUGGACAAGCACCAUCGGCUCCGCAUGGGGUCGAUCGUGCAGAUGUACGUCCUCAACCUCAGAACUUGCGUGAGGCAUCACUGCGAGAUCGCACCCACCAAGGUCAAGAGCCUACGCGAAAUCGUCAUCGCCGUACACCCCUGCUGUGACGCCGAGCCCCGCGUACCCGUACUCUCGAUCUACCCCAUCCUCGUCCUCGUCAACAACCUCCUGAUGAUGGGCCGGCGCAUCUCGCUCACCUUCGUCGGUGUCCCGCCGCCAGCGAUCAUCGGGCCUCUACAGAAAGCGACGUGGCGGUGCAAUCUUCCGCUUCUGCCGGCCGCACGACAAAUGCGGCUGCUCUUUGUGCACGAGAAGUCACGGGCGGGCGUCUUGAGCGGGUCACGGCACACUUUCUUGCACACAGCCGCCGCGUGUAAGGGCGAGUGGUGCCCCGGCGCACAUAUCAUCGUCGAGCAAAUGAUUCCGUCGCCAAUCCACAUCCCCUCGAUGUGA
Molecule: messenger RNA, 957 nt
Organism: Vanrija pseudolonga
Lineage: Eukaryota; Fungi; Basidiomycota; Tremellomycetes; Trichosporonales; Trichosporonaceae
Exons: 1
Coding region: 1-957 (318 amino acids)
Molecular function (GO): protein binding
Source: RefSeq, a predicted model, not a curated record